AUGGAUCGGACAAGGUUCACCCGUGGAUCAGCCAGAACUUCCAUGACCGCCCACCACAAGAAGGCGCCGGCGCCUGCGCCGUCAGCAGACCUCACCGACUUCAUGAACGACAUGUUCUUCGGAACAGUCAACAACGACGCCAAGAAGUCCUACAACCUCACCGGGAACCGAUGGGAGGACAACAAAGACAACGACGACGACGAAGGAGGAUUCGACGACAGCAUCCGGAGCGACAGCAGCAAGCUGACUCAGGAGUGGCUGCACGAGGCCAGGCGGAUGGUCGCCUCGUCUCCGUCCCGCUGCGACUCCCCUGCUAGUGCCAGGCUGCUCGGCUCGCCGAGGUUCGCUUCGCCGAGGCUUUCGACUGGGUCGAUUCUCGACAAGCGAGACCCUCUUUCCCGCUCCGCCAGAAGAAACAGAGCAACUGAAGGUUUCAGCGAGGAGAUCCUGACGAGGUCAGCUAGGCACAGCAGGAACGGGUCGAUCGGGUCCGACUCAGUGGUCGACUCGUCCCCUGCAUCGCAAGUACACAAGUGGAUCUCCAAUAACCUGAAGCCGCCAACUUCAAACGGAUCUUCCCCUGAAUACCAAUCACCAAACAACAACAACAACGGCGCGCUGAUUUUUCUGGCGAACGAUGCAGGGUCGCCUCUGCCUCCACGGCAAUCGACAAUCAGGAAGUCUCGCUUCCGAUCUGCGCCGAAGCCUUCGCAGCCUCCACUGCCGCCAGCUUCUUCGCCGCAGGAUAUUCCGAGAAGGUUCAAGCAGGCUCCGUCGCCGGAGCCUACAGGUCAGAUGCUGUCUCCGCCGAAGAAUCUCGUGGAGUCUGCUCACCGGCGGUCUAUUUCCAAGUCCACCUGUUCGAUCGAAAAAAUUGCUCCGAAUUCGAGCGGGCGCGAAGAUGAUCAACUGAGUGGGGAGCAGCAGGAGCUGAGCUUGAAUGGGUUCUUGAAAAAACAGAGGGCCAAGAUUGAGCAGAUCAUGAACAAAGAGGUUGAAGGGAAGGCCAAGAUCAUCCUCUCUGGACCUUCAAACAGUACAAGUUCAAUGGUGGCAGCGAUUUGCCAUGCCUGGUUGAUGGAGAACAGGGCGAGGAAGAGCAAGGAAGAUGGAGGCGGCGAUGGCGAGGCGCCUUUCGUAGUGGUGCCGGUGAUGAAUGUUGGAUCUCAAUGCACCAUUCUCACAGACAACUACUGUGAGGAUGCAUAUGACUUGCUGGAAUUCCCCAUGCUAAAAAAGCUUCUGCUUGCUGGGAUUCUGUUAGACACCCAGAAUCUGAAUUCAGCAGUGGAGUUGUCCACAACAAGAGACUCAGAGGCAGUCCAAUUGCUCCUAGCUGGGUCUGCUCCAAACUACAGGACUAACAUCUAUGAUCAAUUGAUACAAGAUCAGAAAGACCAAGCCCUUUUCGAAGCUUUCCGGCAUAGCUAUGGGAAGCCCCCGAGCAGCGAGAGUGGAAGAACAGAGAAGACUUCAAGCAAUUCCAGCCAAAAUGAAUCCAACACCAAGACCAAAGGGGAUACAACAAGAACAGCUAAACAAGCUCCAAAGCCAGCACCAGCACAACAGCCUAAUGAUUCCUCCCGCGGAAAGAACAAGUCUUUCCUCUCGAAAUGGUUUGGCUUUGGAGGAAAGUAAUGAAGUUGGGAAGUUUACAACUUACCAACGCCCUUUUCUUUUCUCCUUCUCGAAUUAGUUUGUGUAGAUUUUCAUAGUUCACGGAGUGAGGGGGGAAAAAGAAGUGGGAAACUUAUCCGGAGUGUUGUGGUUAGUAAGAAGAAGAAAGAAGAACCAAAUAGAG
Linum tenue is the source of this 1801-nucleotide messenger RNA. The record is from the annotation of a GenBank genome assembly. NCBI's taxonomy places the organism in Eukaryota, Viridiplantae, Streptophyta, Magnoliopsida, Malpighiales, Linaceae.